Molecule: messenger RNA, 1058 nt
Organism: Gadus chalcogrammus (walleye pollock)
Lineage: Eukaryota; Metazoa; Chordata; Actinopteri; Gadiformes; Gadidae
Gene: rnf141
Product: ring finger protein 141
Exons: 6
Coding region: 182-862 (226 amino acids)
Biological process (GO): protein autoubiquitination
Molecular function (GO): ubiquitin-protein transferase activity
Source: RefSeq, a predicted model, not a curated record
UCAACAAGCGUAUCCAUCCGCGCUGAACGCCAACUGAAACCUCUUCGCCCUACUUUAUCAAUAGCACCAAUAAUAUCGAUCAAUAAGCCCGUGAUGAAAGCCCGGGUCAGUGCCAGGGUGCAGCUCUACGCCGACUGAGGCCGCCUCCCCACCCUCUCAAACCGCAGCCACCGCCGCCGCCAUGGGCCAGCAGCUCUCGGGCCAGGCCAGCCGGCUGCCCGAGAAGCUGGUGAGGCACGCGGGGCUGGUGAGGGACAGCGGGUACCUCACCUACGAGGAGUUCCUGGCCAGGGUGUCGGAGCUCAACGACGUGACGGCCCAGCUGGCCGCCGGGCAGCAGAAGCACCUCCUCUUCGAGGUGCAGCCCGGCUCCGACACCAGCGCCCUGUGGAAGGUGGCCGUGCGCGUGGUGUGCACCAAGAUCAACAAGGAGACGGGCACGGUGGAGGCCACCCGCAUCAUGAACCUGUACCAGUUCACCCAGCUGUACCGCGACGUCACCAGCCAGGCCGCCCAGGUGCUGGGCCCCGACGGCCCCUUGGAGGGCCCCUCGGCCCAGCUGCCCUCCACCGACUCCUGCCAGGCCAGCAUGUGGAUGGGCCGGGUGAAGCAGCUGACGGAUGAGGAGGAGUGUUGUAUCUGCAUGGACGGCCGGUCGGACCUCAUGCUGCCGUGCGCACACAGCUUCUGUCAGAAGUGCAUUGACCAAUGGAGCGGGCAGAGCAGGAACUGCCCCAUCUGCCGCAUCCAGGUGACGGCGGCCAACGAGUCCUGGGUGGUGUCAGACGCCCCCACCGAGCACGACAUGGCCGACUACAUCCUCCACCUGGCAGACGAGGCCGGCCAGCCCCACAGUCCCUAGGGACACCACCCAACAACACCACCGAAAAUCCCUAGAGACACCACCCAACACCACCGCCCACAGCCCCUAGAGACACCACCCAACACCACCCACAGCCCCUAGAGACACCACCCAACACCACCACCCACAGCCCCUAGAGACACCACCCACAGCCCCUAGAGACACCACCCAACACCACCUACAGCCCCUAGAGACA